This is a messenger RNA of Clonostachys byssicola, 1542 nucleotides long. NCBI's taxonomy places the organism in Eukaryota, Fungi, Ascomycota, Sordariomycetes, Hypocreales, Bionectriaceae. The record is from the annotation of a GenBank genome assembly.
AUGGCCGCUUCCAGGGAGACCCCCAUCGAAGGCUUCCUCAAGCCACUCCACGUGAAUCUAGACCAGAUCCACGACCUCUCCAACAGAUUCCUCUCAAACUUUCAUAAACUUGCUGCGGAAUCUACAGAUCAGUUUUUGGGCACACCCAUUUCGGAGUCAAUCCUGAGACCAGUGAACAAGAAAGCUCAAGGACGUGGUGGUACGAACCUGCGGGUCGGUUUUGUUGAGUUCUGUGGACAGGACGCUACCCAAGCACCCAAUGGCGAGCAGCAAAAUGGUCUUGCCAAGGAACAACCUGAACGCAUCAAGCGGGUUCUAGAGAGAUCGUGGCCCAUCGCCAAUCAUCUCAAGAACGAGAAUGCCGAAAGGCUGUUUUUCUGGAUAGGCAGUUGCAUCGCCCAAGUUGUGCGAGAGGGCUGCAAGAAACUGAACUUGCCUCACGACAAGCCUAUCCCCUUAGGCGUAACGUUCAGUUUCCCAAUGGAGCAGCUGUCUCUCACCGAAGCCACGUUGAUGUCGAUGGGCAAAGGAUUCAAUAUCCCAGCAAAUCUUGACCUUGCAUCUCGAUUCUUGGCUGGCUACGCAAAAGCCAACGACGGCAGCCUGCCAAAACUCACCAUUGCUGCUAUCGCCAAUGACGCUGUCUCGACUCUCGUGUCAUUCAUCUUUAAGUACGAUGAAAAGCUGAAGAGGAGGGCAGCUAUGGGUAUCAUCCUCGGUACGGGCAGCAAUGCUACCGUGCCCCUUAAACUCAGCUCUCUGCAUCCAAGCAAGCGCCCUGCAAAUGUGAGCAUUCUUCCCGGGGAAUCUCUAGAAGACGUUAGGAUCGCAGUGAACACAGAGUGGAGUAUCAAUGGCACCCUGCCCCCGAUGAGAGAGCUGGGCCUCAUCACUCAGUGGGAUAAGAUUCUGGACGCGCAGAACGAGACCCCCGGCUUCCAGCCCUUGGAAUACAUGACUGCCGGCCGCUACCUCGGUGAACUGGGACGCAUUGUUCUGGUAGACUACAUGACCAGUGUCAUGAACAUCCCUCGAGAUACGCUGCCCCAGAAGCUGCUCCAGCGGGAAAGCGUGACUACCACUUUCGUCAGCAACUUUAAACCUCUGGAACCGUCGGUUCUGGUUAGAAAGCUUAAGCAGGAGUUCCCAGAGUCAACAGCCGGGAGCCACUUUGCCUGGACCGAAGAACUCGCCGAGGUCCUGUACAAGAUAUCCAAGGCCAUUGAGAUUCGAGCAGCUGGCAUUAUUGCAGCCGCUACCGUGGCCCUGUUGAUGGUGGCCGAGGAACUCCCACAGGAUGCUUCAGGCCUGAGACCCAACAUGGAAGAGCUGGGCGUGGGUUACACUGGCGGCUGCAUAGUCCACUUCCAAGACUAUCUCGCAGAUUGCCAGAAGUUCCUGGAUGACCUUCUGGACAAGCGAUAUGGCGGCAACGGAACACAUGGAGCCAAGGUGGUACUGAGCCCCUGCCAUGAUGGAGGGAUUGUAGGCGCUGGUAUUCUCGUCGAGGCUGCGAUCCCAAGUGAGAAUGCCGAGACUUGA